Aspergillus homomorphus CBS 101889 is the source of this 711-nucleotide messenger RNA. RefSeq names its product germin family protein. Gene Ontology annotation, molecular function: manganese ion binding. The coding region runs from base 1 to 711 and encodes 236 amino acids. The transcript has 3 exons. NCBI's taxonomy places the organism in Eukaryota, Fungi, Ascomycota, Eurotiomycetes, Eurotiales, Aspergillaceae. The record is from RefSeq and is a predicted model, not a curated record. Gene Ontology annotation, cellular component: cell wall.
AUGCAUUUUAUCUCGGCUCUUUACUCCGUCGCGGUGACCAUCGCCCUUGUGCUCCCGGCCACGGCCGCACCCCAACCGAUCACGAAGCGCGCACCGUCCGACCUCAGCUUGAAUGCUCAACUGCGACUAGCAGACACUGCCAUUGAGCGCUAUCAGCUCCUACCAAAUGACAGCGACUUCGUCUUCAACUUCACCGGCAGCGAGGAAGUCCCGAUCGCCAGCAGCCAGAACUGGCCAGCACUGGUAGGCGUCGGCGCCUCAUUCAGCAUCUCACAACUGCCGGCCUGCAGCAUGAGCUUCCUCCACCUGCACCCGCGCGCCACCGAGCUUUUCGGCCUCACCUCGGGCCGCAUCCUGUCAGAGAUGGUGCCCCAGGCCGGCGUCCUCAACGCCGACGGCAAGCAGCGCGUUAUCAGCGUAGAGCUCGGCCCCGGAAUGGUGACCGUCUACCCGGCCGGCUCGUUCCACACGCAGGUCAACCCGGACUGCGAGCCGGCCAGCUUCGCGGCGGCGUUCACCUCCGACGAGUUCGCCGUGAGUCUGAUCGCUGAGCAGACGUUCUCGCUGCCUGAUGAUGUGAUUGCUCGCACUUUCGGGCAGAGUAUUGCCGGGGAGGACAUUGAGAAGGUGCGCGGUGCGAUUCCGGCGAGUAUGGCUAUCCAGGUGGAGGAGUGUUUGGCUAAGUGUGGGAAGGAGAAACGUCGGGUUUGA